This is a messenger RNA of Haplochromis burtoni (Burton's mouthbrooder), 4973 nucleotides long. Its product is annotated as actin-binding LIM protein 3. Gene Ontology annotation, molecular function: actin filament binding. The transcript is spliced from 23 exons. NCBI's taxonomy places the organism in Eukaryota, Metazoa, Chordata, Actinopteri, Cichliformes, Cichlidae. Gene Ontology annotation, cellular component: stress fiber; actin cytoskeleton. The coding region runs from base 493 to 2583 and encodes 696 amino acids. Gene Ontology annotation, biological process: cytoskeleton organization; lamellipodium assembly; cilium assembly. The record is from RefSeq and is a predicted model, not a curated record.
GAGAAAAGCCCCGGCCUUGCCCGGCCAAAGAUGCUCCGGCAUCUCCAGAGUCUGCGAACACCCCCAGAAACUCAGCAUCCAGCAUUUCAGCCCUGACGCCGGAGCGCACCGGUUUACAGGCGACCUCAGAGGCGCUGCUGUGACAGAACAGUUUGCAAUGGACACGUCUGCACCGGAACCGAGGACCACUGAGGUUUGUGAGGUGGAGGAGGCAGAAGAAGCUGUAAGCUUUAGGAGAAGUAGUAAAUCGUCCGUUUCCAUUUAAUUCCUGCCUUUACGCAGGGUGGAGAGGCAGCGCGAUCCGCCGCCUGACAGUAAUCCUCUGCCCGGGAGGAGCAGGGAAAGCCCUUUCAAGGCUGAGGCAGAGUGAGGGAGGGAGAGUUUUAAGUCGGACGGGGAACGAGAGAGUUGUCAUAUUCGGAGCUUUUGCCCUGCCACUCGAGGUUUAACGGGGCGACUCUCAUUCAAGCUUCUGGGAAUUAACUUCGCACCAUGAGCGGACCGACGGACGUUCAGUACCAGUCGAGCCUCUAUGGAGGAAACAGCAGCAGCAGCUCUCCCGUCUCCAGCCGUGGAAAUUCACCCAUCGUGUGUGAGCGCUGUGGGGAGGUUUGUCGUGGGGAGGUGGUGCGUGUGAAGAACACACACUUUCACGUUAACUGCUUCACUUGCAAAGUGUGCGGCUGUAACUUGGUGCAUGCGGGUUUCUUCCACCAUUCUGGUGAGUACAUCUGUACAAAGGACUACCAGCGGCUCUACGGGACCCAGUGUGACAGCUGUAACCAGUACAUCACCGGAGAGGUGGUGUCUGCCCUGGGGAGAACGUACCACCCAGACUGCUUUGUCUGCAGCAUCUGCAAAAGCCCAUUUCCAAUUGGAGACAGAGUGACCUUCUGUGGGAAAAAGUGUGUGUGUCAGCAGUGUUCACUUUCUCUGAACAGCGACAAGCCCGUCAAGGUCCACGGACCAAGCUACUGUGCCGGCUGUGGUGAGGAGAUCAAACAGGGUCAGUCUCUGCUGGCUUUGGAGAGACAGUGGCACGUCAGUUGUUUUAAAUGCCGAACAUGCGGCUGCGCCCUCACUGGAGAGUACAUCAGCAAAGAUGGGAUACCUUACUGUGAGACUGACUACCACAGUCAGUUUGGGAUCAGGUGUGAGAGCUGUAACAGGUACAUAAGUGGCAAAGUACUUGAGGCUGGAGGAAAACAUUACCACCCCAGCUGUGCGAGAUGUGCCCGCUGUCACAUGAUGUUCCUAGAAGGAGAAGAAAUGUACCUGACAGGUUCAGAGGUUUGGCACCCCAUGUGUAAAGAAGCAGCUCGGCUGGAGAGGAAACUGAGGCUGAGACGUACCUCCGAGACAGCAUCCAUUUCUCCUCCAGGCUCCUCUCCUCUCCUUGGCUCUCCUCACCGGCUCAUCUGUGCUAAGGGUGAUGGGGAUGUUUUGGAAUAUAAGCAGGUGGCAGCACUUCCCAGGGUUAAAGCCAUAUAUGACAUUCAGCGGCCCGACAUUAUUCCUUAUCAGGCCGACCAUGCACAGACGCACCUCUCAGAUGACACUUUGGAGAGAUGCAACCGUAGGCAGUCAUUGGGCUCCUUAUCACCAUACUCUCAUGAUCUCUUGGAUGGCAUGGAGUUAAGAACAAGACGUUCCUCCAGCUCCCCCUAUACCGACUCACCUGCACACAGUCGUCACGGAGGCUCCCCACUGCAUUAUUAUGUCCCUGGCAGUGAAAGUGGCAGGAGUUCUCCUUAUUAUAGUCAGCCAGAGCCCAGGUGUGCUACACCCACCAACACCUUCCAAGCCCCCAAGCAUUUCCAUGUGCCAGCUUCUGAAGAAACUAACAUCUAUAGAAAACCACCCAUCUACAAGAGACAAGAAAUAUCAGCCUCUCCAACAGCCAAUAAGAGUAGGACCAAUGACAAUCUCACCAAUUCAAAUCGCCUUUCCACCUCAAACUGUAACAGCAUUUAUCACCCGAACUCCAACUACUACCCAUAUACUGGCUCUCCAAAAGUCUCCAGGGUGAGGAGGUUUUCAUCUGGAGGAGAGGAGGAUGGACUGAAUCAUAAUAUAAACAGGGGAAUUGGCAGAUUGAUCCUGAAGGAGGAGAUGAAGGCACGAGCAGGUUGUCACGACAAUGACCAGUGGGGUAGCAGACACAGCUCCCGCUGUAGCAGCAAGGAGGCGCUGAGCAAUCUGGGAUACAGCUCCCUUAAUGGCUCUCCCAGGUCCCUCUGCAGCGCUGACAGCGACUCCUACAUUGCCAAAUCAGCCUCGUUGCCAGGCUACGGCAGAAAUGCACUGAACAGGCCUGGGAGUGUUGGUGGAGAUUAUUACCAGUAUGACAGCACUAAUGCAGUUAAUUGGCAGAUAAGAGAAUAUAAGAUCUACCCAUAUGAAGCCCUUGUGGUGUCAGUCAGAGGGCAGCAGCGCCUCCCCAGUGAUGUGGACCGAGCCAGACUAGAGCGUCAUCUCUCCCCAGAGGAGUUUUAUAGAGUCUUCAGCAUGUCCAUGUCUGCCUUUGACCGUCUUGCUCAGUGGAAACAAAAUGAACUGAAGAAACAGGUCAGACUCUUCUGAGAAAAGUCAACAGAUCCUUUCACUGAACCCAGCUUGAGUCCAUGGCUCAGCGGAAGAAGAACUGAACAAAAUAAGAAGGCAGAAGAGAGAUGUUCUUGGCUUGUUGUAGCUGCUGUGUGUUUGGACUUCUUAAGCAAUGUUUGUGAAGUCUGCCAAGCGGCCAAAAUUGAGGAAAAAUCCCCACCAAGAAGGGAAAACUGAGUGGUAGAAAACUAAAAGAGGAGCAGAGAGCUUCACUGGAGCUACAACGGGUUGCUUGUGCCUCUCCUACCAGCAGAUGGCAGUGUGUUUACACGAGCGUUACAGUUUUUGUCUGAACUACUGAUGUGCUUUUUAAGAAACUCCAGGUCUGCCAAAAAACGUGUAUUCUUAUGAAGUAUGUCAGCUGUUCUAGAAUCUAGUUUUGGGGGGUGAGAGUUGCUGCUAAGUCUGAUAAACUGGCAAGACAAGAAAAUGAGCACUGUGUGAUUCUCAGCAUUGGGGUUACUGAACAUGGUGUAUAAAUAAUGUGUUUUUAUAAUGUGCACAUCUUGAAAACCAAAGGUUUUCGUCUACAUUUUUCAAACAACAUGUUUGAUUUUUGAUGUCAGUAUUUCUGAAGCCAUAUUACACACUUCUUUUCUACAUGUGCAAGCAGACUGGACAGUCCAUUGACGUUUGCUUUGAAAUGACAUUUGACAUAAAUGAGCUGCGUCAUGGCUCAGAGCUGGGAGGUGUUAGUUUAGAAGUGGGGGUUUAGUACUAUACACUUUAAAAUAAGAUGUGUGCGUUUCACUUAUAUAUGGAAAUCCAAGCUUUUUGUUCAUAUUUGCAGUUAUUCUCAAGAAACAAGCCCGAAAUUCAGAUGCUGGACAACAGUUGAAACACUUUUUUUCUGACGUGUCGUGUAUGUGUGAGGGUGUGAGUGUAUGACUGACGAUGGUAAACAGUUAAUCAAGAAUUAUUUUUUUUAUUAAUAUUUAAAAGCCAUCUGAACAAAGUGAAGAACUCUGAAUAUAAGGAACGCCAAGAAAGGAAAUAUUGAAGGAAGAAAUAUGAAAAUAUGAAGUAAAGGUUUGUGUUUGUGAUUAACAGAUGCAAGAUGUAGUGACUCAGCUGAAAGUGGUCUAAUUAAAACAAAAAUCACUGGAUAGCUGUUGCAAAGAAUGACUCAAGUUUGUUUUAACUGGCUGUAAAGGGUGAAGUAAUGUCGUUGAACCAAGUGGAGGGUUUUUGUGUUUACAGGCUGCAGCAAUUAAUCACAUAUACAACGUUUGCCUUUUUGUUUAUUGGAGUUUUCAUUUACAGCCUAAUGUCUUUCACUGCUACUCUUAAAUAAAUGAUGCACUGAUUUAUUUAGUGUGCGGUAUUUUUUUUUCCAACCCUCGAAUGCAACUCAAUAGAAGUUAUGAUGUUAUCUGUUCUAUGGUUUGUAUUUUUAGACUUCACUGACACAAUCAUUAAUCAAGGGCUCAUCUUUAAAGUGCUUUCACCUGGACCUCUCUUAUCUCUCAGAGUGUUCAGUUUUACUGCAGAUCUGGGGGUACGGAGAGCUGCUUCCUUAUCUGGAAAAUAUAUGAAUUUUGAUAAACGCUUUAGGAAAGUGGAGGACUAUCAGUGAAUAUAUCUCUUGGCAGGUUUGUAUUUUUGUGCACAUAAUAAUAAUAAUUUAUAUGAGUUUACUAUAUGAACAUUUUUUUAAUUAAAGUAAUGUGCAUUUUAGAAAUAUAAUACAUAGUCUGAGAGGUUUAAAUACAAUUAUUUAUUUAACUGAGUGACAUUUAUUGCAGCUACACCACCUGAAUUAGCACCCAACCGUUGCAAUCUUUUUUAUUCAUAAACUUGUAUCAGCUGUUAUUUGGUAUCAUGAACAUAGACGUUUAUUUUUUUUUCUGGUUGUACUUUGGUUUUACCACCUGACAUGGAUGGUUUACCUGCUGAAUUUACCCAUUAGUAUCCAUAUUUAAGAGAACACAGCCAGCCAUGAAGACCUCACUGGGUUACUCUGUAUGAUGAAACAUUAUUUUCACUGUUAUUAUUAUUUUAUUUCAUAUUAAUAGUCUCAUAUUCAUGGUGGAGCCAUCGUGACAUAUGACAAAUUGCUGAACAAAAUUCUAGUAAUUAUCUCAACAGCUUCAAAACUAUCUGGAUUUGAUUUUUUUUUUCUUCAAAAAUACAGUUUUCACCAUUCUAAAGAACACCAACAUUAAUAUUUGACUUUUUGUGUGAGAGAGACUGAACUCCUUCAGCCACACUCUUCUUUAAUAAGUCAUCUUCAAGAAAUAGUUUCCAGGCUUCUUGAAAGACCUCCACUGUGUUUUUAGGCGGCUUUAGAAACUCACUGUUUUACCUCCCUCCUGAUCGCCUUUGUUCAUAUAUGAUUUAAACCAAAAAUGGAAUUUUCAGUCCAG